Messenger RNA from Catharus ustulatus (Swainson's thrush), 1907 nucleotides. RefSeq lists its product as uncharacterized. NCBI's taxonomy places the organism in Eukaryota, Metazoa, Chordata, Aves, Passeriformes, Turdidae. The coding region runs from base 467 to 1426 and encodes 319 amino acids. The transcript is spliced from 2 exons. The record is from RefSeq and is a predicted model, not a curated record.
GAAACCUCAGAACAACAGCUCUCGAGUCUUCUUUCGUGCCCUGCUGCGCCCUGCCUGCAAAAUAAGAACUCUUAGACCACCCUUUACUGUACAGGUAAGCGACCUCAGACCAUAAAAGAGGUCGCCGCCUGUCACAGUUUGGCGUCCCUGGGUGGGCACGAAAGGUGGGCUCACGAAGUGAGCGACAAGCAGGUGUGAAGAGGGCCAGCACGAAGAGGGCGAGAGCGCAGUGAGCUGGAGGUGGCUUCACAAAGGUGAGCACCGUCGACAGAAGAUAUCCCAGAGGCAGAGAAAGCUGCAGGGAAGAGAUUUUGACCUUCGCUGAGAGGAAGACAGCUCCAAGCCAGAAUCGGAAGGGAGGAAACCCGGGACUCCUCUCCUGUGAUCUGCUGGCCAGAGACCAGGAAAAACCAUCCGGUUCGACUUAGAGGACUUGCUUUUGGUAAGACAGGUCAAAAUUCAGAACAUGGGGGGUGGAUUCAGCCAGGAACAAAUCAAUCUCCUAGCUACCUUAAAAGGGGAGAUGUCAGCUCAUCCCAUGCCCAUCCCAGAUAAGGAACUUAAAAAUCUGCUUUUAUGGGUGAAGCUCAAGUUUCCAAGUGCCGAGGCGGAUUUAUUAUUCGAGCCAAAUUUUUGGGAACAGAUCAAUAGAUCUUUGUACCACUUAGCGACUCAGAGAGAUAAAGAGGCGUUAGAGCUCUUGUCUCCGGCACGGGUGAUGCUGGAAGUUAUUUCGCACAGAAGUGCAAAUUUACAGAGUUGCCGGAGGGCGAUUCUGGGUCCCUCGGGAGCAGAGGGAGGAUCCCACUCUAGCCAGCAGCUGGGGGAGGGAGAUCUUUUGCCGUCUGGCCAUCAGCCAGCGGAGGAAUCUUGCUAUCAGCAAGGGGCUUCAGAUAUAGAUGAAGGACCCGAAGAAGGUCAAGGUGUAUCCCUAGAAACUCCAGGACCCCCAAGAAUACCUAGAACACCCCAUCCCAGGAAAGGAAAGCUUAAGCUAGAAAUUUUUCCGAGUGAAUUGGAGGAUUUAGAUUUCUGUUUUUACAGCCUCUCGGACACCUUGUCCCCAGAGCGCGGGGGGGCGGUACAAGCACCUCUAGGGGGGACGGGUGGGGCAGAGGCGGAGACGGGAAAGUCAAAAACUACCGCGGACACAGCGGGGAAAAGCGCGGAUCCGGUGCGCGCAGUCGCGGGGAUAGGCGGGACUCAGCCAAUCGCGGCGGCGGCCGGGACGCGCGGGACGGGCGGGGCGGCCGGGGUACGCGGGCCAGCCUCGACCCCAGGCACGGGGAGGGCUGCGCUGACCUCCAGCCCGGGAGUGGGCGGGGCGGCGAGCUCCAUGCCGAUCGCGGGAACGUCGGACGCGGCAUGCGCGACACACAAGCACUCAUCUGGGACGGCAGAUGGAGAAGGGCACUGCAGGAGCUGAGAACAAAGUAUCAAGGUGGGCCAAAUGCAGCUCUCACCUUGGCGCAGCUAGCAGGUGAUCCACCGGAGGAUGACCCAGCUCAGCAAGCGGCGAGACUUCCACGUGACGUGUUGAGAGACAUCAAAGAAGCUGCACGUAAUCAAUUCAUGAAGAUAUAAAACAGUUACAAGAAGGUGUGACCAAACUUGGAGAAGUCACUGGACCGUUGUUGGAUGGUGUGUUUGAUUUCUUUAGCUUUUCACCGUUGUGGAGAGAACUUUUAAGGAUAGGAUUAUAUGUAUUAGUAGGACUCGUAAUUCUGUUGUUUGUUUUGCCAUGCGUUAUUCAAUGCAUACGGCGGGCUAUAGACAGGGCAACUAAAGAGGUUCUUUUAGUGCAAACAGAGGGGGGAGAUGUGGGAACCCAGGGUAUUCCCCUGGCUUCCCUGGAGCCUGUACAGGGGGCUCAGAAGCCUUGGCAAGGUGCCAAAAAUCUCUGUGAG